Dendrobium catenatum is the source of this 2815-nucleotide messenger RNA. RefSeq names its product G-type lectin S-receptor-like serine/threonine-protein kinase At5g35370. NCBI's taxonomy places the organism in Eukaryota, Viridiplantae, Streptophyta, Magnoliopsida, Asparagales, Orchidaceae. The record is from RefSeq and is a predicted model, not a curated record. Gene Ontology annotation, biological process: protein phosphorylation. The transcript has a single exon. Gene Ontology annotation, molecular function: ATP binding; protein serine/threonine kinase activity.
UUUAAAUUUGGCCCUUUAUUAACAUAUAUGCCACGUCACUCCACUCACUCCAAGGUCAACGCCCAACACAACCACAUCAUCAAACCGUCACCUUUAACGCAUGGCCGCUAAACUCAGUUCUCCCAUGGCCCCUACUCGUCGACGCAUGCUCUUCCUCCUCCUCAACCUCCCCCUCCUCCACCGUCCAGCCGCCACCCCCGUCGCCAUCGAGUUCCUCUACCCCAAUUUUACCGCCUCAAGCAUAAACUUCAUUGAGAAAGGAGGCCUCUUUCUCACCUCCACCUCCUCCACCUUCUCCGCCAUACUCUCCUCUGACUCCCCACAAUCCUCCUUCGUCUUCUCCAUCCUCCACACUCCCACCUCUACAAUUGUCUGGUCUGCAAACCCCGCUGCUCCGGCCCCAUACAACUCCGUCCUAUCCCUCUCCACUGCCGGCCUCGCCAUUUCCCUCCCAAAUGGCUCCUUCCUUUGGUCCACCCCUGUUCUUUCCCGACACGCAGCCGCCCUCCAACUCACUGAAUCCGGCAAUCUCCUCCUCCUCGACGCCGCCAACAUGUCUUUGUGGCAAUCUUUCGACCACCCUACAGAUACCCUUCUCUCUUCCCAGCGCCUCCCCGUUGGCUCAUCCCUCACCACCUCCGCCGGCGACUACCGCCUCCUCGUCAACUUCGAAGACGCCAUCCUCUUCUGGUCGAAUGGAGAUCAGCAGUACUGGCGCCUGUCGACUGAUCCGCUCUCGGUGAAAGACCUCAACGAUCCCGUGGCCUACAUGGCUUCCAAUGGCUCCGGGCUUUAUCUCUUCUCCGCCGGCGGGAGAGCGGUUUAUUUCGUUAACCUACCUUUGACGAAGCUUAAAUUCAUCAGACUGGAACCCACCGGCCAACUUGUCGUCAUGGGAUACUCGGGCACAGGCUCCGUACUCAAUAACGAGCUCGUCGCUCCAAGCGGUGCUUGCGAUCUUCCGCUGUCCUGCGGCAAGCUGGACGUGUGCACGGUGCAGAGUAGAGAUGUCGUUUGCAACUGCCCGGCGUCGUUAAAAGCGUUGCCUUCCGGCGGUUGCUCGCCGACCGAUAGCUCCAGUUUAGCCGCCAUAUCUGACUGCGCCGGCAAUAAGAACCAAUCGGAAGCAUCUUAUCUGAGCCUAGGAAGUAAAACCGGCUACUUCGCCAAUAAAUUCGCGAUCCCAGCUAGAGCCGGCGGGAACUUCUCGUCAUGCCGUAGCCUCUGCACGGUGAAUUGCUUCUGCUUGGGCUUUUUCUAUCAGAAUUCUUCAAAAUCCUGCUUCUUGAUUAAAAAUCAGAUCGGGUCACUUCUUAGCACUAGCAACCAAGGGAUUGUCGACAGUGGUGAAGGAUACAUCAAGAUCCUACCUUCGACGCAACCGCAGCAUGAUUCCGCUGAAAGCUCCAAUUUUGUCCCAAUCCUCUUGCCAUCCAUCGCCGGCAUACUCUUCGUCGUUAUCCUCUUCGUAGGAAUCUAUUGUCUGCGCCGCCAUAAACAACGGAGCGGCAACAACAAGCAAGCCCCAUUGAGGGAGAUAUAUUUAGGCCGGAAACCCUGGUCACAGCUCACUAGCGACGAUAGCUCCACCAGAGACAUCUUAAACUCCGAGGACUCCGAAAACUCCGACGAAAUUUCCAUCAAAGGCCUACCGCAACGAUUCACUUACGCUGAACUCGUCACCGCAACUAAUAACUUCUCUACCAAAAUAGGUUCCGGCGGCUUCGGCGAGGUGUUUCGCGGCGAGCUCCCUGAUAACACCACGGUAGCCGUAAAGCGCAUCAGCGCCGGCAUCACUGGAAGCAUCCAUGGAAAAAAGGAAUUUUGCACGGAGAUCGCCGUCAUCGGCAGCAUCCACCACGUAAACCUGGUUCGCCUCCGCGGUUUCAGCGCCGAAGGCCGCCGCCGCCGCCUCCUUGUCUACGAUUACAUGAACCGCGGCUCACUCGACCGUUCCCUGUUCUGCACCGGCGGCCCUGUCCUGGAAUGGCAGGAGAGAAUGGACGUAGCCGUCGGCGCGGCGCGAGGGCUAGCCUACCUCCACUCCGGCUGCGACCGCAAGAUUGUCCACUGCGACGUCAAGCCCUAGAACAUCCUCCUCCACGACGUAGGCGGCGUCAAGAUUUCAGAUUUCGGCCUCGCGAAACUCAUUAGCCGCGAACAAUCCGGGCUCUUCACGACGAUGAGGGGCACAAGAGGGUAUCUUGCGCCGGAAUGGCUCGCCAAUUCGGCCAUAUCGGAUCGAGCCGACGUGUACAGUUACGGGAUGGUGCUUCUGGAGAUUAUUCGAGGGAAGAAGAACUGGUUGGUAGAGAGCGAUACAUCCGAGGGAUGGUCAAACGUGACCUCCGGCGAAGGGGAAAUGGGGUAUUUUCCGAUUCUCGCUUUAGAAAUGCACGAGAAAGGAAAGUAUUUGGAGCUUGCGGAUCCGAGGCUGGAGAAGAGGGUGAGGGAGGAGGAAGUGGAGAGGGCAGUGAAAGUGGCGCUCUGUUGCUUACAUGAGGGGCCGGCUCUGCGGCCAUCGAUGGCCGCAGUGGCGGCGAUGCUUGAUGGAAGCAUGGAGGUGGCGCGCCCGAGGCCGGAGGAGCUUGCGUUUCUCCGGCUCCUAUGUGGGAAGAGAAUUGUUGAUUUGGGGAGCUUCGGCGUGAAUCUGACCGAUGACGAUGAGGUGGGGAAUGGGACGGCUUCUCGGUCCGACGCUUUUGCGCCGCGGCCGAAGAUGUCUCAGGCUGAAGGGAAAGGGUUUAGCUCUUUGUGGUAAUUGUGAGGCUCGGCUGUCGGGAAUCAUCAAGCAACAUUAAUUAAAUUUUUAUUU